AACUGCCUUAAAAACAGCACCGUUAAUUCAACAGUGCGUGAUGCUGCCCCUGGUGGACGAAGUAGGCAAUCGCAAGCAAUCACCUCAUUGAUGAGCUUCAGCUGUUAAGCACUUAAGCGACGUCACUUCCUCCUUCAAGUCGUGAGCAAACCGAAAAGAAAAUGUUUGCUAGCAAAAUGACAACAACCUUUAUUAAAAGUCCUGCACUCUUCAUUCUGCUCCUCUUUUUGACCUCCUGCAAGGCACAAUUGGACAGAGAAGAAGAGGAGCAGACUUCAGGUGCACAUGGCGAAGGGGGCGGGGCUUUCUUUGCGUUGAGGAGCUGCCACCAGCUGCUGCGAGGUGACAGCGGCGAGUUCUUCUCUCCAGACUACGUUUGCGCCAACCCGUCUCUGUGGUGCAACUGGACCAUUCAGGUGGACUCUAGCAAACGGGUCCAACUGCACCUGGAGGACCUGACCCCGGAUGACGCCUGUCACCUGAAACAGGACCAGAUCCACGUGGAUGAUCCCGCGGGUCGCUCGGGAAGUCACAGGGUCCUGCAGAAAUGCUGGCGGGAGGCCAAGUACACGUCCUCAUCCCGGACCGUGCACGUGGUCCUGCUGAUCGGGGGCUGGCCCGCUCAGCAGUACCGAGGCUUCUACGGCCACUACCGGGCCUUUGGACCGCCUGUGGCUUACCACCCGCGGGACGGAGUCUCAGAGACAGACAUGAGGUCAACAUGGUCUUACAGCCUUGAGGACUUGGAAGAGUUUGGACCGAUGGUGGCAGGGGGAAAACAUCCCACACCAGCCGCCACCCCUCCCCUAUUUGAUUAUUCCGAUAAAGCCGUCGACUCUUCUGUGGAGCGGACCGCACAUGCAGAGCCGCCAUCCUCAGAGAAGGACUACUUGAUGUUCUCGUUGACUGUGGAGCCCACGGUGCCAACGUCCAGCCACGGGACUUUCCGCUCGGAGAGAGGCAUCGCUCAGAUGCUUUCUGACCUUCCAGCACCCAACAGACUCCCCAGCAGCUCCCUUCACACACCGAUGGCCAGACGCAGGGACGUGAAUGAAGGUCCCGUUCUGUUGGAAGGACCAUCCAUAGAUGAAGACACGGGCUCAGAACCAAGUGACGGUGCUGAAAACGAGAUGGCCGAAUCAGACCAGCAGCCGUCAUUCUCUGAAGAAGUACAACCUGAGGAGCUUGAGCGAACUCACCUGCACCCCAUCAUGGUGGAACCACUGUCGGACCACCGAGGGAACAUGCACGUCAGGAACAGUUCUGGAAUAGAACAUCGGCCCGGUGACCAGCUCUUUGAAGUGGCUGUGGAGGUUCGCCUCAGUCACAACCAGGACCAGGACCAGGUCCACAUGGAUGGGUCACUGAUGAAGUCGAUCAAGGCUCUGGUUCUUCAACAUCUGGACGGGCUGCACGUCCCGCUCACCUUGACCUUCAAGAGAAUUAAAAGAGUCAUGUUCGUGUUCAGGCUGCAUGCAGGAGAACUGUACAUCAUUUGGCUGAACACGGGUCCGGACGGCGGCAGCCGGCACGUCUACGCGAGCGUGCACUCGGACCUGCAGGGACUGGUUGGUACCAGCGUCUCCCUGAUGCGGAACCUGAACAACGUCGUUAUCGCCUCAGUAUCCAUCGGAGAUGUGAACGAGUGCGGGACCCAGUUGGCUCUGUGUGACAUCAACGCAGAUUGUUUGGACCAGUUUGGAUCUUACUGGUGCCGCUGCAAAGCAGGCUUCAGGGAUGAGUCCCGUCUGGGUCCUGGUGGAACCGUGUGUGUGGACGAGAAGGCCGCAGGUGACCGUGAAGGCUGCAGCGGGGGUCCAUCAGCCGAGACCAAGGGGGUGUACAUUGUCUUCUUCCUGCUCACUGCUUUCAUCAUCCUGCUGCUGGUGGCCGCCUGCACAUUGUACCGCCGCCACCACCAUGGGGCUUUCUUGCUGCACUGCAGCAGUAAAGGUGAUCCCUCCCAGCGCCGUCAUGACGAUGGUUACUCCUGCCCCCCUGACUCGGACCUGCCGCCGCCCCCGCUGCCUACCAGGGGGCCUCGUGACGGCUGGGCCCUGCAGAAGGAGCGCCGCGCAGCGGCUGAUGUGCCGCUGCUUCGCUUCAGUGCGCUCAGACCGUCAGACAGCUACACGCAACCACAGGAGGCUGACAAGAUUUAAACUUUGACUCCUCGUUUGUUUUUUCCUUUGGCUUUUGUGUUGCCAUGGUUUCAAAAUCUUGUCUUGGUGACCAUGCAGUUGAGUCACUUAUGUACACCAUUUAAAUAAAAGCUCAGCCACUGAUUGACAC
Molecule: messenger RNA, 2292 nt
Organism: Dunckerocampus dactyliophorus (ringed pipefish)
Lineage: Eukaryota; Metazoa; Chordata; Actinopteri; Syngnathiformes; Syngnathidae
Exons: 10
Coding region: 162-2162 (666 amino acids)
Molecular function (GO): calcium ion binding
Source: RefSeq, a predicted model, not a curated record